Molecule: messenger RNA, 927 nt
Organism: Panicum virgatum (switchgrass)
Lineage: Eukaryota; Viridiplantae; Streptophyta; Magnoliopsida; Poales; Poaceae
Exons: 4
Coding region: 1-927 (308 amino acids)
Source: RefSeq, a predicted model, not a curated record
AUGGAUCCCAAUUCGAAGCACUUGCUUGACGAGAUGAAGAAGUUGGGCGACCGAUUCUCGCUGGUGGAAUCGCACGUCGACAGCCUGGAGGGGUCCCUGGAUGACCGCUUCAAGUUGGUCGAGCAAUCGACCAACAAUCUCGUUGCGUGGCAGCUCGGCGUCGAUGUCACCGUCGCCGAUCUCACCUCGAAACUGGGUGCCGUCGACGACAUCAAGUCCCAACUCAACACCCUCUCCAAGCAACUGGAUCGAGUGGUUCUCGAUCGACAAGCUACGGGUCCGAGCAUCUUCCCAACCCCCGUGGCGGCUGCGGCAUUUCCACCUGCCGGCAACCUGGCCGUCGGCCCUGAUGGGCACCGCAUCGAUUCGACUAACUGGGAGUUUGGGUAUGGUUCGGUCACGACCAUCUCCCACCUCCCGGUCAAGGGGUUCUUCCCCUCAAGGCUUAUGAUAUCAUUCUCGUCUUCUGGGGCCAUUCUUCCUGUUGAGGUGCAGACUCUUAUUGAUCAGUUUGCUUCCCUCUUUGAUGAGCCAUCCUCCCUCCCACCUUCUAGAGCUUGUGAUCAUGAGAUACCAUUAAUCCCUGGAGCGCGACCAGUGAACAUCAGUCCCUACCGCUACCCGCCAGCACUUCGUGAUGAGAUUGAGAAGCAAGUUGCUGAAAUGCUUGACAAGGGGUUGAUACAACCAAGUGCUAGUUUGUUCUCGUCCCCUGUGUUACUUGUCAAAAAGAAGGAUGGGUCUUAUCGCUUCUGUGUUGAUUUUCGUCACUUGAAUGCACUGACAAUUAAAUCCAAGUUUCCAGUGCCGAUAUUUGAUCAGUUGAUUGAUGAGUUGGCUAAUGCAUCUUGGUGGCAUUCUCCAUCCCUGAGCGUGUUCUCCAACGCCAUGUUGCUGCGGGUGCUCAUCCAGUGCUUCAAGGAUUGA